Molecule: messenger RNA, 2970 nt
Organism: Pangasianodon hypophthalmus (striped catfish)
Lineage: Eukaryota; Metazoa; Chordata; Actinopteri; Siluriformes; Pangasiidae
Gene: gna13a
Product: guanine nucleotide binding protein (G protein), alpha 13a
Exons: 4
Coding region: 97-1227 (376 amino acids)
Biological process (GO): Rho protein signal transduction; adenylate cyclase-activating G protein-coupled receptor signaling pathway
Cellular component (GO): heterotrimeric G-protein complex; brush border membrane
Molecular function (GO): D5 dopamine receptor binding; guanyl nucleotide binding; GTPase activity
Source: RefSeq, a predicted model, not a curated record
CCUGAACAACUCGACGCGAAGUUACCGCCCAAGUUUGUGCACGCGCACGGAGCGCGCCCUCGUCAGUGAUGGAUCCAUGAAGUUGUUACUACAAAAAUGGCUGAUUUCCUGCCCUCCCGGACGGCGAUAGUUUGUAUCCCCAGUUGUCUUUUGUCCAGCAAUGAAAUCGAGCAGCAGAGGAAAUCUAAAGAGAUAGACAGAUGUAUUAAUCGGGAGAAGACGUACGUGAAGCGCCUGGUAAAGAUAUUACUGCUCGGAGCGGGAGAGAGCGGCAAGUCAACUUUCCUGAAGCAAAUGCGCAUAAUUCACGGGCAGGACUUCGAUCAGCGGGCCAAAGAAGAGUUCCGGGCUACCAUCUACAGCAAUGUUAUCAAAGGAAUCCGAGUGCUGGUAGAUGCCAGAGAGAAGCUGCACAUCCCAUGGGGAGACUCUUCUAACCAGACACAUGGGGAGGUCCUGCUGGCCUUCGACACACGCUCGGCCAUGAUGGCUCAGGGAAUUGUAGAGACCAAAGUCUUCUUUCAUUAUCUGCCCAACAUCCACUCCCUGUGGGCUGACAGCGGCAUCCAGAGCGCCUACGACCGGAGAAGAGAGUUCCAGCUGGGUGAAUCAGUGAAAUAUUUCCUGGACAGUUUGGAUAGAAUUGCACAGCCGGAUUACCUACCAACCCAACAGGACAUACUUCUAGCACGAAAGCCUACUAAGGGCAUCCACGAGUAUGACUUUGAGAUCAAGAACGUUCCAUUCAAGAUGGUGGAUGUGGGUGGGCAGCGGUCAGAGCGUCGGCGAUGGUUUGAGUGCUUUGAUAGUGUCACUUCUGUGCUCUUCCUGGCGUCAUCUAGCGAGUUUGACCAGGUUCUUAUGGAGGACCGUCAGACCAACAGGCUUAUGGAGUCGCUCAACAUAUUUGACACCAUCGUCAACAACCGCGUGUUUUCUAAAGCGUCCAUCAUUCUUUUCCUCAAUAAGACAGACCUGCUGGAGGAGAAAGUAAAAACUGUGUCUAUCGCUGACUAUUUCCCCGACUUCACUGGAGAGCCCCACAAUCUUGCUGAUGUACAGAAGUUCCUGGUGGAAUGCUUCCGUGGUAAGCGGCGUGAACAGCAGGUGAAACCCUUCUACCAUCACUUUACCACGGCCAUUAACACAGAGAACAUCCGCCUCGUCUUCCGAGAUGUCAAAGACACAAUCUUGCAUGAAAAUUUGAAGCAGCUUAUGUUACAAUGAGAGACAUGGCAUAAUGCUUAAGAUCAUUCCAUGUUUAAUGAGGUUUUAAUUCAAGUACAAGUGAUUCAGUAAAAACCCUGAAAAAAGAUCUGUAGGCAAAUUGUUCCCCUCACAGAUAAGACUACUUUUUUCCUGUUUUUAAUCCCAGUUUCAGUGUCCCUUUUAAUCCAUUCAGCUGAGUCAUUUGUGUUUUACUGCUGUCAUUGCCACUUUUAAAUUUUUAUUUAAAAUUUUAUCUAACUAUAAAAUCCCCCCAUGUAUGGUGAUUUAACCUAACAAGAGGCAUCUCUGAUAUUGUAUUUUCCACCAAUCGGUGCAACAGUUUUAGCAAGUCUGGAGCUUCCUGCUGUUGCAGAGCAGCGAUUACAGUUGGUGCUAAUCCGGAGAAACCAUCACCUACAGCCUUUUGUUUUUAUAGUGUUACAUUCACCAGACUAGAUUUAUAUAAAUCAUGUUUAUACACCUGAGUAGUUGAGGGUUAAGGGCUUUGCUCAAGAACCCAGCAGUGGAUGGGAUUUGAACUCAUGAUAGUCUGAUCAUAAGUCUAAUGUCUUAGUGACUGAACUGCCCCACUACCACUGUUAGACCCACUGAUAGAAAACAUUUAGUUUCCCUACUCCCUAAGCUAAAAACCCAAGCUGGUCUAUAUAUAUAAAGAAUUUGUCCUUUGUAUGGACGUGCCUUAAAGCAAAGUGGUAAAUGUUAUUAGUAACACUCCAAGAUGCAUUAUAACUGCUGAGACUCAGGGGCUGUAAAUAUGCAUUAAAGACAAAUUAUUGGUGAGUGGCCUUCAAUGAUUGGGCAAUUCAGCAAGUUCUGUAAUAUCCCAAUUUGAAAAACAACAUAUAAGUGCACUCGGAUUAUGCAAAACAUGUAGUGCCCCUAUUAUUAAGGUACCUGUGUAUGUAGUACUAUUGUCUUUUCCCUUCUAAUAAGGAACAAGACUCUUAAAUAAUGUUUUCGUUGUUAUACAGAAUUUAUGUUGUAUAGAUCCCUUGUCUAUAGGGUUUUUUGUUUUUGUUUGUUUGUCUGGCCAUCUUUCACUUUCACUUUACCAUUUAAAGUGAACUGUAACCAGCAUUGUGUAUGAAAACCUUCCUAAGGUGGUUUAUUAUAAUUAAUUUACCAAAAGUAAGAUAAACGUGUGCAUAUGCAUUCAGUGCAGAGGCCGGAGAGGUUGAACUGACGUUAUACUCUAGCUAACAAAUAGGCUCACGUGAACAAGUUUCAGGGUUUGUGGUGUGUGGGGAUCUUCCUGUUCUUUUUUCCAUGAAGUAUAUUUUGCUUCCAACAUAGACUAAAACAUUCAGUUUUCUCCCCAAACUGAAAUACUCAAGACGACCUUGUGCACUAUGUAAUUAAUAUCUCAGGUGUAUUUCACAGUUUGUCUUAGUUGACUGGCUGAUUUAGGCAGUGAUAAAGAGGUCUCAUAAGAAUGUCUUUGUCUUAUGUUGGCUUCUGCUCUAUGUGACUGAGAAUUCUGGCUUUUUGUAGUGCUUACCCAGUUGUAUGCAUAUUAAAUUAUGUUCUAUGGUCUAAGCCUAGUUUUAUUCAUCACCAUCCUGUAAUCUGACUUGUGAUAUGAUAUUUCAUGAGACCUGGGAUUUGCGUUCAAGCUCACCAACAGAAUUUGCAUUAGUGUUUAGUCCAGAUAUGACCCUUGUACAGUAUCAAUUUCAUAAUUUUCAGUCUUUUUUGUAUAACUUUCUUUGGUCCAUUAAAUCCAUCUAUUUUACAAAGAUA